UUAAAUCAGAAAACAGCAACGCCAAAGAGGCGAAUUGGGGCAAGUCUCGACCCGAUCACUUUGGAUUUGGGCGGCUGGUGACCGGCGGCGACCAUGAUUCGCGCGGUGAUCGUGAUGAACACCCAGGGAAAACCUCGCCUCCUCAAGUUCUACGAUUUCCAGCCACCGGAGAAACAGAAGGAGCUCAUCCGCAGCGUCUUCGCAGUUCUAUCUGGAAGACCGGACAAUGUCAGCAAUUUCGUCGAAGCAGAUGCAAUCUUCGGCCCAGGUACAAGGUUGGUCUACAAGCACCUUGCAACGCUUUAUUUCAUUUUCGUGUUUGACAAUAGUGAAAAUGAACUUGCUAUGCUCGACCUCAUUCAAGUCUUUGUGGAGACAAUGGAUAGAUGCUUCAAGAAUGUCUGUGAGCUUGAUAUAGUGUUUAACUUCAAUAAGAUGCAUGCCAUUGUUGAUGAAAUCAUAUUUGGAGGGCAGGUGCUGGAAACUAGUUCUGAGCAAGUGAUGAAGGCUGUCGAGGAGAUUUCUAGACUUGAAAAAUCUUCCAACUCAAUCAGCUUUGUGCCUAAGGCUGUAUCGGGAAGGUUUGGCCGCUAACUAGUUCAAGAUUUCGUUGGACUCGUAUACGCAGGCUCACAGUUUUGUCUGUUCUAUUGCGAUGCAACAUCAAUCUUUCCGUUUUAUGAUCAAGUUGUAAGGGGAGUCUUUAACGUAUUGUUAUGGUAAUAAAUAUUGAAAUCAACAAUGUCAACCCACCAUCAAAUUUUCUCGUGCUAUCAAAGUCAUACCGAUUCUAAUUUAAAGUUGGCUGUUAUUUGCA
Molecule: messenger RNA, 817 nt
Organism: Zingiber officinale
Lineage: Eukaryota; Viridiplantae; Streptophyta; Magnoliopsida; Zingiberales; Zingiberaceae
Product: AP-3 complex subunit sigma-like
Exons: 7
Coding region: 94-594 (166 amino acids)
Biological process (GO): intracellular protein transport; Golgi to vacuole transport
Cellular component (GO): AP-3 adaptor complex; membrane coat; intracellular membrane-bounded organelle
Source: RefSeq, a predicted model, not a curated record